Linum trigynum is the source of this 1505-nucleotide messenger RNA. NCBI's taxonomy places the organism in Eukaryota, Viridiplantae, Streptophyta, Magnoliopsida, Malpighiales, Linaceae. The record is from the annotation of a GenBank genome assembly.
GUAGUGUUUUUUUGCUCUGGUUCCGUUCGGAUUCGAAUUAACCGACCGAAUGCCAACCCCUCGUUCCAAUCCGUCCCAGGCCAGGAGGGUAACUUUUUGGCCCAACCGUCAACCGAUCGAAUUGCAAUACGGUACCGCAUUCCAUGGGCUGAACCGCUGAAGAACUGAUACAAACAGCAGAAAGAUAGACUCUCUCCUUCCUUCGCAAAAGUGAAAAGUCUCUCAAAGCGUCGCAGUCACACGCAAACCAAAGGCAGCUUUCAUACUCCAAAAACCCCUCCGCUACGACAAACGCCGAAAGAAACGUUCACAACUUUCCCCUCUUCAAGAUCUGUGCUCUGCAGAAAACUUCCCGUCGUCCAGCAGCAGCAGUAGCAGCACCGGCCAGCGGCGGAGCAAAGAAGUGAAGCGGAAAAAAUGGCGUACGUCGACCACGCGUUCUCGAUCACCGACGACGAUCUAAUGAUGGACGGAUCGUACACCGCCACCAACCGUCCUCCCAUCAAGGAGAUCGGACUCGCCGUCUCGCUCCUCGUCUUCGGCGUCAUCGGUAUCGUCGUCGGCUUCUUCAUGACCUCCAAUAGAGUCGGCGGCGACAGAGCUCAUGGGUUGUUCUUCGUGAUACUGGGGGUGGUUCUGUUCAUACCGGGAUUCUAUUACACCAGGAUUGCUUAUUACGCGUACAAAGGGUAUAAAGGCUUCUCCUUUUCCAACAUCCCUCCUGUUUGAGUGACAGCAGCAGCUGGAGCUUGAGCUGAGGUCAGAGCUGGAUUUUGCCUUUUGCUCUUCCUCUGUUGAUGUUCUUGAUGUACAUAUCUCACAGAAGAUUUCCCCCUCUUCUCCUCUUUUGAACUCUUUCUUGUUCCUCGUUGGUGCAAAAUUUAGUAGCCUGGAUCCACCCUGCUAAAGACCACAGAUGUGUUGGAGUUGAGCUUAAGAUGGGUUUCUUCUACUUGUUGCAAUAUAUAUAGUUGUUGAUCAUGGAUCCGUAGCACAUAACUUGGAUUUGGUUGCUGCAUUUGGGUCACCUACGAUCAUCGUCUCCUUCAGUUUCCUCUUUUUGUUUGGGGCAGUUUCUUCUUCUUUGAUUGCUGUGAUGUGGGGGCAAGUCUUCCGUUAUAGAGUUUGAGUACGUUCUCAUGUGUCUGAAUUGUUAGUAUGUAAAGAAACAAUUUCCAUUCCAUCCAGCCUGUACUUUCGACGGUUCAGUGAUGAUGCGAGCAGUGAGCUUCUACGAAGGAGACUUGGUCUCACGUGGUAUGCGAAUUGGCGACGACGGUGCUAUAGCUGUCUGUCGACGGCCAGCAUCCUCGAAUCCACCCCGAAUGGUGUUCUGAAUCACUCGUAGACAAGUUUCGGUCAAGAUCCUGGUUGUUCCCUGUUCUCCAUCUUGUGAUUAGGAUGAUCUUGGUAUAUCCAUUGUAAACUCCGUAUUCGUUGAUGUCAAUGGCAUUCACCCUCAUAACAAGUAUUUCCUACGAAGGUAAAAAAUCGAACCAUUUUCC